Messenger RNA from Platichthys flesus (European flounder), 5304 nucleotides. It is a transcript of the gene zhx3b, whose product is annotated as zinc fingers and homeoboxes 3b. Gene Ontology annotation, molecular function: DNA-binding transcription factor activity, RNA polymerase II-specific; DNA binding. The transcript is spliced from 7 exons. Gene Ontology annotation, cellular component: nucleus. NCBI's taxonomy places the organism in Eukaryota, Metazoa, Chordata, Actinopteri, Pleuronectiformes, Pleuronectidae. The record is from RefSeq and is a predicted model, not a curated record. Bases 661 to 4086 code for a protein of 1141 amino acids. Gene Ontology annotation, biological process: regulation of transcription by RNA polymerase II.
UCGCUGUGGAGAACUUGACCCAUCAGCAGCAUCACCGGCACCGGCAACAGGACAGCCUGCCGCCCCGCGGAGCUCCCCCGGUCAGACUCGUGUCGGGAUGUCUGACUCACUCCUGCUCUCUGCGCCGCGGAGGAGCUCGAGCUCUCACGCCAACUCCACCGUCAGUGACGUGUGCGUCACGUGUCCGCCUCUUCCCUCGGUACGUCCGUCGUGUUUUCUGUCCUCCCCUCCACUGGCUGCCGGAGCUCACCGAGGACAAACAAGCGCAGCACAGCCGAGAGGAGAGGAAGGGGCUGGGGGGGGCUGCAUUGAAGGGACCGGUCCGGUGUCACGGUUCGAGCCCGCCGAUGGACGGAGGGGUCUUCCACCUCCUCUAAGUUGCCAUCAGUGAAGCCCGAGCCUCCCGUCAGCCACACUCCUCGGGCUCCUGCCAUUGUAAACUUUAGAUGUAAACCCCCCUUUCUGCUGCGGACUCCGAGCGGCGACCAGGCGAGGUUUUUACUCAAAACUGUGGUGAGACCUGUGAGUGGAUCUAUGGACGAGUCCCGCCGUCCUCCCUCCCCCACGCCUGGUCUAUAGUCAACCGGAAACGACUCAAAUUCUCACUCACACCCUGCUCACUGUCGUUUGAACAACCCUUUUCACCCCUGCGGUCACGCCAUGGCCAGCAAAAGGAAGUCAUCUACUCCUUGUAUGAUACCCAGCAAGGUAAUACGUCCUUUGGAGGAGGCUGAACAGGACUUCCCUGCUCUUCUCUGUCAGUCCAGGAUUUUCGGAGGGGGCAGACAAAGCCCCCUUGACCCUUCAGAGUGUUCCAAACCAGAGGCAGGGGACGCCAUCAAAGACUGUACUGGCACUUACACCUGUAAGCCUUGUAACUUUGAAACCCAGGACCUUAAUUUGUUCUUGGAUCAUGUGUACUCCGGGCACCCAGACUUUCGCGCAGACCCCAGCUUCUGUUGCCUGAGCUGUGGGGUUUCGGCUCCCAAGUUUGAGGGUCUGGCCCUGCACAAUGCCAGGGUUCACCCCAGCACUUGGAACACUACUUUACAGCUGAGGAAGAGGGACAGGAGGGUUGUGGUGGAGCAGAAACUGAUAAGUGGGACAGAGUCUGGAAAGGACAGUGAAAUUUCCAUAAGCAAGACUCCAAUAAUGAGGAUGCUGAAGGGCAAGUCGGAGCCCAAACGGAUAGUGGUGCCUCAUCCAGUCUCGAACGAUUCUCCAUCGGAUCCUCUCUCAGUCAACUCCAAAGAGGCCAAGAGAAAAGAGACCACUGCAGUGACGGUCACGCAUGUUCCCACAAUAGUCCACAAUGGAACCGCCAAGGUCACGCUGCCCUCAGCAAUUCAGAUCGUCAAUGGCUCUGGAGCAUUACCGAUGCUCAAGACCCCCAUCACACAGGUGGUUUCAGUGGUUCAGACCAGAAACUUUCAUCAGUCUGCACCGAUCACAGUCUCCUCAAAUAUGUCCUCCUCUUCCUCAAAAAACCUCCCCAAGGUGAUGAUUCCCCUGAGCAGCAUCCCUACGUACAGUGCCUCCAUGGACUCAUCUUCCUUCUUGAAGACCUCCUUCAGUAAAUUCCCGUACCCCACGAAGGCUGAGCUCUGCUACCUGACUGUGGUCACAAAGUUUCCAGAAGAGCAGAUUAAGAUCUGGUUCACGGCCCAGAGACUUAAACAAGGCAUCAGCUGGUCUCCCGAGGAGAUUGAGGAGGCCAGGAGGAAGAUGUUUAACACCAUCAUCCAGACAGCACCUUCCAGUGCACAUAACCACAUCCAGAGCCACCACAGCCCAGCCCAACACACAUUCACAGUCCUGCCUGCGUCACUGGGAGCCACUGGGAUCCCUCAUAUCCUGCAGGGAUCCCUUGUUAGCCAAGCCGGAGUAAUCGUAACACAGCCUAUGAUGGCCAAUGGUAUCCAGCUUAGCAGCACCCCUUUGGCCCUGGCCGUCACGCCUAAGCCCCAGGCAGCAGCCCGCCCCAUGAUGCAGGCCCGACCUGCUGCAGCCCUGGUGGCAGACAAAGGCAUCAGCAUGGUGGUGGGGACGGUGGGCAGCAGCACCACUUUGAGCAACGUCAUUAGCAGCAGUAAUAGUAGUAGGAGUGGGGGAGGGGGCACGAAAAACAGCAUUGUCAGUAGCAGUCAAGCUAGUGUCAUCAACCUUAGUCUGGGAAGCAGUAAUCAUAGUAACGGCAGGGUGAGCAGUGUCAAUGGUAAACACAGCAAUGCUAAUGCAGUCUGUAGUGACAAGAACAAAAUAUAUGUUACCAGCCGUGCAACUGAUAAGAAAACUGAUAUCAGCAAAGCUAAUAACACCAGCAUUGUGCACGGUGACAGCAAAGUGACCACAGACAGUAAACCUAAACACACUAACGGCAGAACGGGCAGUGAUGGACAGAGGAGUAAAGAUGCUAAUGUUACCAGCAACAAAAAUAAAACGAGGACAGAUGAUGUUGACCCCAGUGACCCUCUAAAUAUGAAAAUGGAUGACGCUUCUUCCCCUGCCUCCAAAUCGUCCUCCCCCUCGCCUUCAGCUCCUCCAGGCAGCACAUCUGGCUCCGGGACGCCAGUCGGUGCGUUCCUCGACCCCAGCUUUAACAAGAGCAAGAAGUCUCAAGUGCAGCUCAGUGCACUGAAGGACAGCUUUCAGGGCAGCCAGUUUCCCGACCAGGAGGAGGUUGACCGCCUCAUUGCUCGGACUGGGCUCACAGUGCGAGAAGUUCGCAAGUGGUUCAGUGACCGGCGCUACCACUUUCGGAAUCUCAAAGGGGUGCGCACGAGCACAGGUGCACAGAACAGCAAGUCUGGCACUGUAACAGGGAGCGGUUCAGGUUUGCCAGGGAGUGGCACCGCUGGCAGUGCCAACCCUGUUGACUUGUCAGAGAGUGGCAGCAGCUCUGGUGCCAAAACGCCACAGCACGGCUCGGCACCCCUGAGUCCCACGGCAACACAGACACCCACCUCACCCAACACGCCAUCCCGCCGACUCCCCAGACAACCAUCUGAAGAUUUCACAGCUAUCCGCUACAAGGAGAGAGAACCCCAUCAGUUGAAGGCACUCGAGGCCAGUUUUGCAGAGGAUCCCGACCCAUCUGGAGAAGAGGUGGACAGGCUGCGAUCUGAGACCAAGAUGACCAGGAGGGAGAUCCACGGCUGGUUUGCUGAGAGGAGGAAGAAAGCCGCAGCUGAGAAGAAGAAGGAGGAGGCAGAUCGGGCACUGAGAGAGGAGGAGGUGGGGGUUGAUGGGGAGGAACGACAGAAAGAGGACAGUUCAGGAGAACUGAAAGUCAACCCCAUUAAGAUUAAUCUGAAGAUGCUGAAGGUCACAGAGGCCAGUGGCAAAGCGGAGGGCGAAGGGUUGGAGAGCUCUGCUUUACCGCUUCUGCCCAGCAGCACACCUGCAUCCUCCCCAGGCUCUGCCCAAUCCUCCACCCCCAAACCAUCCCAGUUCUCCACCCUGACCCCCAAACCAUCCAACUCUCCCAAACCCACAGCCAUCCGCGGCAAGAAGACAGCAGAGCAGCUUCACCUGCUCAAACAAGUCUACGCCCGCACCCAGUGGCCCAGUGCUGCUCAGUACGAUGAGCUCAUCUCAGCUUCGGGACUGCCCAGACCUGAGGUGGUGCGCUGGUUUGGGGACUCCCGGUAUGUGCAGAAGAACGGCCAGCUGAAGUGGCUGGAGUCGUACCAGACCAUGGCUCUUGAGGAGGAACUCCAGACGGAGAACACGCAGAUCCUCCAGGCACAUCUGGAUGUACACGGCAGAGCGGAGGAGACGCAGAUUCUCCUUCCCACCCAGCUGCAGGGACUGGCUGACGAGAGCGGCUUAACAACGGACCUGGUGCGACACUGGUUUGCUACCAAGGCGUCUUUGCCACAGACGGAACAAACUGUUGUGACGGGACCAGGACCAGUUGCCCCGGGCGUGGCCGCCGAGCCUCAGACGACAGGCUUCUCCCCUCUGGAGUCGGAGCCAGGAGGAGGAACCGAGGAGAAAAUGGAGCAGUCGGUGUGUGGUGACGCAACAGAGCCAGAGGAGGCCAACACUGACAAGACUGUGAAUCCUACUAAAGGGACCGACUGAAGAGGCCGUUUGUCGGAGGACGGAGUUCAUGACGCAGGUGGUGUUUGUGAACGGAGUCUGAGUAAAAGAUGGCAGAUGUGGUUGUAACAGGAUCACUGGAUGGAAAUGGACCCUGAAACCAUCCCCACAAACCCAUCCCUCUCUCUCCUCCCUAGAGGUAGGCAAGACCUCCCCCCUGCUAUGUGAGAUGGACGCUUAAGCUACUAACCCCCCCCCCCCCCCCCCCUCCUAUCAAUCCAUCCACCCACACGCCCACUCUCCCUCCAUCUCCUGCUUUGUCUGCCCCUCUGCGACACACCCACCCUCUCCAAUAUCUGUCCGUCCACCAUUUUACCUCCAGACAGAGGUUCCAGUAGAAAUUCCAAUCCAGUUGUGGCGGAGGGAGGGGCGAGGUGUUGUUUUACACCUGACUGCUGGAGCGGAAGAACACAAGAAAAACAAAAUGUGGCGGAAGAAGAGGAGGAGGAUCUAAAAAAGUAGGUGUGGUCAGGGAGACCUCACAGCAGAUGUCGACUGGGGGAUGGUGGGUUGGGUUCCGACAGAUAACGGCCGAGUCCCCCCCCCCGGACCCGGAUCGUCUGAGACACUGUUCAUAGUUUGUUUUUCGGGGUACGAGAAACCACACAGCUCUCUGCGACAGGGAGCUCGCCGGGGCCUUAAAGUAAAAGAAUAAUGAACCUACUUUCUUUUUUUUUUCCUUCCAUUAUGUCAAUAUCCUGCUCCGUUUCUUUUUUCCCAUCAUGCACUCUCACACUUUGACUUCAUGCUUGCAGCUGAACGUGCUCGCUGGGCUGUUGGCAUCUUACGUGAAACACAGCACUGGUGUUCAUUCGAUCCUGCCUUGAAUUUUGUAUUUUUUUUGGGGGGGGGGCAUCUCUUUAUACUUACUCUUCAUUUCUCAGCUAACACAGAACAUCAAGUCGUUCAUUUUGGGGGAAACGUGUAGUUAGUUACAUCCGAAGGGGGCAAGUCUCCCUGUUGUGUAUAAAAGGAAAAAAAGACGACUCGAUAUAUUAGACGUUAUGGAAUCUGGUUUGUGUUGUAGCAUCAAGUGCUUCAUCUCUACGUCACUGACCUGUACGUUCAUUUGUUUUUAUGGAACUUUAUAAUGAAAUUAAAAUUGACUGUAAAACAACUGUGAACUUUUACCAGAGUUCCAUACUUAGGCUUGAUGUAUCAUUUUUACAGAUAUUUGCAGAAUAAAAAGAAUGUAAUAAA